Messenger RNA from Aspergillus uvarum CBS 121591, 2508 nucleotides. Its product is annotated as dihydrolipoamide acetyltransferase component of pyruvate dehydrogenase. Gene Ontology annotation, biological process: pyruvate decarboxylation to acetyl-CoA. Bases 1 to 2508 code for a protein of 835 amino acids. Gene Ontology annotation, molecular function: dihydrolipoyllysine-residue acetyltransferase activity. NCBI's taxonomy places the organism in Eukaryota, Fungi, Ascomycota, Eurotiomycetes, Eurotiales, Aspergillaceae. The transcript has 8 exons. The record is from RefSeq and is a predicted model, not a curated record. Gene Ontology annotation, cellular component: pyruvate dehydrogenase complex.
AUGGUUGCCUCUGCUGUCCGGAUGCGCACCCCCAGCGCCAUGUUUCUCUCCAAAGGCGCCCUUUCCCUGAGGCGGCCGCAGACCGUUCACAGAUUCAAGGAUCUUGCUCAAUCUCAAUUGCCCUCCCUAUCCGCCCUCUCCCGUUACUAUGCCUCCAAGUCCUUCCCCCCUCACACCAUCAUCAGCAUGCCCGCUCUGUCGCCGACCAUGAACGCCGGUAACAUUGGUGUCUGGCAGAAGAAGGCUGGUGAUGCUCUCCAGCCUGGUGAUGUUUUGGUGGAGAUUGAGACCGACAAGGCCCAGAUGGACUUUGAGUUCCAAGAAGAGGGUGUCUUGGCCAAGGUUCUGUCGGAGACUGGCGAGAAGGACGUUGCUGUUGGCACUCCCAUCGCUGUUCUGGUCGAGGAGGGUACCGACGUCUCGGCUUUCGAGAGCUUCUCCCUGGAGGAUGCUGGUAGCGAGAAGCCCGCUGCUGGUGCUGCGGAGAGCAAGUCCGAGUCUAAGGAAGAGGCUGCCCCCGCUUCUUCCACCCCUGAGCCUCAGCCCGCUGCCAUCGAGCCUGAGACCUCGGGCGAGAAGCUCCAGCCCGCUCUGGACCGUGAGGCUAACAUCAGCCCCGCUGCUAAGGCCCUUGCUCUUGAGAAGGGUGUGCCCCUCAAGGCUCUGAAGGGCACUGGCCGUGGUGGCCAGAUCACCAAGGAGGAUGUUGAGAAGUACCAGCCUUCCGUUGCCGCCAUCGCCGGUGCCACCUAUGAGGAUAUCCCCCUUACCUCCAUGCGCAAGACCAUUGCUUCUCGCCUUCAGCAGUCGAUGCGCGAGAACCCCCACUACUUCGUCUCCACCACUCUGUCCGUGACUAAGCUUCUCAAGCUUCGUCAGGCUCUCAACGCCUCCGCUGAUGGCAAGUACAAGCUUUCCGUCAACGACUUCCUCGUCAAGGCCUGCGCUGCUGCCCUCCUGAAGGUCCCCGCUGUCAACUCCAGCUGGCGUGAGGAGAACGGCCAGGUUGUCAUCCGCCAGCACAACACCGCCGACAUCAGCGUUGCCGUCGCCACCCCCAACGGCCUCAUCACCCCCGUUGUCAAGAACGUUCAGGGUCUUGGCCUCUCCAGCAUCUCCAACCAGAUCAAGGAUCUCGGCAAGCGUGCUCGUGACAACAAGCUCAAGCCCGAGGAGUACCAGGGUGGUACUUUCACCAUCAGCAACAUGGGCAUGAACGCUGCCAUCGAGAGAUUCACCGCCGUCAUCAACCCCCCUCAGGCCGGUAUCCUGGCUGUUGGCACCACCCGCAAGGUUGCCGUCCCCGUCGAGACCGCUGAGGGUACCGCUGUUGAGUGGGAUGACCAGAUUGUCGUCACUGGUAGCUUCGACCACAAGGUUGUCGAUGGUGCCGUUGGUGCUGAGUGGAUUAAGGAGUUGAAGAAGGUUGUUGAGAACCCCCUUGAGCUUCUUUUUCGCGCUCCCGAUAUCAAUCGGGUGUACCGGGAUGAAUCCGAGAGCACCGCCUCCCUGAUCGACGUCGACUCCCCCCAUGUGCAAUCCGUGGACGCCGAUUUCCUCAACCAGGAGGUCAAGACCACGACGCAGGCCGAGCGGAUAGAGCGCGAAGAGCAGGAGGCCAUCGCCGAGCGCGAACGGAUCGAGAAGGCGAAGGCGAAGGCCAAGGCUGAGGCCAAGGCCAAGGCCAACCGCGUGCGCCGCAACAAGAGCAACCCGGUCUACCUCGGAAACGCGGUCAUCCUGGCCCUAACCGGCGCUGGUCUUGGCUUUGGUGCAUACAAGAAACACGCGCAGGGUAAACUGUCGUGGCAGCUCGUCGGAUUGUGGUCCGGGAUCGUCGGCGCUGUCGGUGCCGUCGACUACUUUGUCAGCAAAUGUCAAAUUGCGGCCUCGCUGGCAUCACUAUCGCGCACCAUCGAUGACUACUCUGCACUGUCGAAGAAAGAGUUGAUUCCGGAGAAGCAAGAGAAAGCCUUCGAGCGAGUGAAGAACUUCCGCACCGAGCUUGCCGACUAUCGGCUACACUUUGAGCGACUGCGCAAACAACGAGAAGAUGCACAAUCAGUAACGAACCGCAACGAGCUCCUCGGCCGACGCCCACACAAUACCGCCACCCCCGAAAACCCCUACGCGCAAUCCUCCCUUCCCAACCCAUCCCCGUUCGGCAAUCCGUCCUCGGCCCGAUCGGGCCUGGGAUUCGGCGGCGGCGCGGCCGACUACACCCGCGAGACCCAUGCGCUGCGCGAGCAGAGCUUCCUCGCCAACACCGGCACCCAGCUGGAUGAAUUCCUCGAUCGGGGUCGCGCUGUGCUGGCGGAUCUGGGCCAACAGCGCGAGGUGCUCAAGGGCACCCAGCGUCGACUGUACAGUGUUGCGAACACGUUGGGGGUCAGUGGGGAGACGAUUCGCAAGGUGGAGCGGCGGGCGAAGCAGGACAAGUGGAUUUUCUGGGUCGGGGUGCUCAUCUUCUUCCUCUUCUGCUGGGCGGUACUACAUUUUCUGCGGUAG